Molecule: messenger RNA, 345 nt
Organism: Lactuca saligna
Lineage: Eukaryota; Viridiplantae; Streptophyta; Magnoliopsida; Asterales; Asteraceae
Source: the annotation of a GenBank genome assembly
AUGACGUCCUCCACCCCCAAAUGUUUCCAUCGUUCCGGUUCGGGGGGUGGCACAAGGUGUGUCACAAUCCAAGAAGGAAGACCCCAUGCAGGCAAGCACACUGUUAAAAGCAAAUAUGAGCCUAAAGGCAAAGAAAAACUUUUUAGUGAAGAACCAAUUAUUGACAACAACGAAGAUGAAGAGUCUGUUGAUAAUGAACUCCAAAUAAGAGAGGUAUGUGAAGCUGAAAUGGAUGAGCAUCAAAGAAGAAUCCACAAGGCUGAAGCGAAAGAGAAAAUAGAAUGCGAAGCUCAGGUGACACUGGAUAACGGAAAGCUUUUAUUUCCAGAGUGGAAUAUGAAGUGA